This is a messenger RNA of Penicillium pulvis, 186 nucleotides long. RefSeq lists its product as uncharacterized. Lineage: Eukaryota; Fungi; Ascomycota; Eurotiomycetes; Eurotiales; Aspergillaceae. The transcript has a single exon. Bases 1 to 186 code for a protein of 61 amino acids. The record is from RefSeq and is a predicted model, not a curated record.
AUGUCCAUUCCGCGGCUUCGCCAGAGCCUCGCUCAAUCGAAGUCUCGUCCGACCAGUAGACUCUUACCCAUUCUUCAGGUGUAUAAUGAGCGUAUCUCAUUGCCCACGCAAGACGUUGACGUGCGUGAUCCACGGUUAACAUUGGUCGCUCGAUCUUUCGCCAUUUUCGAAGGCCAAGCUCUUUAA